Gadus chalcogrammus (walleye pollock) is the source of this 1482-nucleotide messenger RNA. Its product is annotated as sodium/potassium-transporting ATPase subunit beta-1-interacting protein 1-like. The record is from RefSeq and is a predicted model, not a curated record. Lineage: Eukaryota; Metazoa; Chordata; Actinopteri; Gadiformes; Gadidae. Gene Ontology annotation, biological process: regulation of sodium ion transport.
CCCGCCCCGGCACCGAUUGUUGACAAAGACACCGCGAGACGGAGUGGAGAAGCGAAAUCGGUCCAAAAAAGCGUCCGGUUCAGGGAUCGAUCCGUUGGACUCGACUUUAAUCCGCAUAUCGACCACAUCUGACCAAAGACGGAAUCGGGAAUCCUCAGUUAUUUGGGUGAAACCAAGGUGUGGUCAAGGUGAUUCGGUAAUCGAUGGUGGUCGGACCGCAGACCUCGUCGUAAGAGGGCCCCCCGCUUCUCUCCUGCGUUUCCCUGUGUCUUGUGAAACCCUUGGCCGGCCGCAGCUCCUAUUUACCGACCAGGCCAGGCGGCGGUCAAGAUGGGUCAAUCCGUCUGACUGAAAGUGCCACCAGUUCAGCGCUCCGAGGGAGGAGGAAGCAGGGAGAAGGUGUAUUCGACGGGAAUGGUGUGAGCUGAGACCGCCAGGCAGUCUGGAUCUAACCGGGGACCCGUCUUUCUCGCGGAGCCUUCGCGGCCCCAAGCCCCGUCCUGAACCCUCCAAGAUGGGGAAAUGUGAUGGGAGAUGCACCCUCUUGGCUAUAUGUUCGCUGCAGUUGGUGGCAGCACUCCAGAGGCAAGUGUUUGAUUUCCUGGGCUACCAGUGGGCCCCCAUCCUGGCCAACUUCCUCCACAUCGUGGCCAUCAUCUUGGGCAUGUUCGGCACCGUGCAGUUCCGCUCCAGAUACCUCAUAUUUUAUGCGGUGUGGCUGGUGAUGUGGGUCGGCUGGAACUCUUUCAUCAUCUGCUUCUACCUGGAGGUGGGACACCUGUCCCAGGACAGGGACUUUCUGAUGACUUUCAACACGUCACUCCAUCGCUCUUGGUGGAUGGAGCAUGGGCCUGGUUGCCUGGUAACGCCGGUGCUCGACUCCCACCUCGCCCCGGACGACCACCAUGUCAUCACCGUUUCUGGGUGUCUCCUUGACUACCAGUACAUCGAGGUGCUGAGCUCGGCACUACAAGUCUUGUUGGCGCUCUUCGGUUUUGUUUACGCCUGUUAUGUGAGCAAAGUCUUCCAGGAUGACGAAGACAGCUUCGACUUCAUUGGUGGCUUUGACUCCUAUGGCUACCAGCCCCCACAGAAGUCCUCGCACCUUCAACUCCAGCCACUUUACACGGCUGGUUAGGUGUCAGCAGUGCCCCCUUGAGGCUAAACCGUGACAGUGCCGCUGUGGAUGGAAACCUGGUCACCAUGACAACACUCUGCUGUGUGUGUCACAAUCACACUGAAGAACGGAUUUCCCCCCCACCCCCCUCAUCCAGGAGGAGAGAGAUGUCUUAGUCUGUGUGUGUGAGAGUGAGAAAGAAAGUAAGAAAGAAAGUGGACUGGAGAGAGUGUGCAUGUGAGCCAGAAUGUUGUGUGUGUUUGGGCUGUGUGUGUGUGUGUGUGAGAGAGAGAUUAGGCGACAUUAGGUGUGUGAAAGUGAGAGCGAGAGAAUGCUAGUGAGAGAGAGACAUUUACCCUGAUAGA